AUGCCACUAUGGUCUACUGGCAUCUUUUUAAGCAUUACAAUAGCUAUUUCUGGUAGCCUUGUUGUACUCCAAGCCCUAUCUAUGGACAGGCACCUUGGCCCACACUUCAUAAUCCCUGCUGGUUCAUUCCCAGUUUUCAACCUCUUAGCCACAGCCAUCUCCAUUUUCAUAGUUGAUCGCUUCAUACUACACAAGUUAAGACCCCUCCAACGAGUAGGGAUUGGUCAUGUGAUCAACAUUGUUGGAUUGGUCGGGUCAGCUCUACUCGAAAGGGGACGAUUAGGAGUGGUAAGAUCACAUAACCUCACAAAUCAGCCCGGGACAGUGGUGCCCAUGUCAGCCCUAUGGCUCGUGGCACCAAUGUUGAUUAUGGGAAUUGGUGAGGCAUUCCAGUUCCCUGGACAAGUUGCAUUGUACUAUGAACAAUUUCCAAAACCUCUGAAAAGUACUUCCACGGCUAUGAUGUCAUUGCUGAUUGGAAUUGGGUUUUAUCUCAGCACUGCAAUCACGCAUUUGGUAAAGCAGACAACGGGGUGGUUACCGAAUAAUAUAAAUCAAGGGCGUCUAGAUAAUGUAUUUUGGAUGUCAGCUGUGAUUGGAGUGAACGAAAGACUCUUAAAGCCAAAACUGAUUACUUAA
Prunus armeniaca (apricot) is the source of this 639-nucleotide messenger RNA. The record is from the annotation of a GenBank genome assembly. NCBI's taxonomy places the organism in Eukaryota, Viridiplantae, Streptophyta, Magnoliopsida, Rosales, Rosaceae.